CACACACCCACAAUCUAAGACUGAAAACAGAACUACCGCCAGCAAAUACCAACUGCGAUCUUUCCAGAAUGCUGACAAGCUCUGAUUAUGCGGGGCAGCCAAGAUCAGAAGGCAUCUCUCAAUUAUAAUCGGAUGAAUUCAGGACAGCGGGUCCUCCCCACGACCAGGAAUGUUUACGGCAGCAUCCUCUCCAACAGAACUUCCGCCUUCCCUCUCCGCUCAGAAUAUACGUACCUGGGCAUGAGUAAGCGGAAGAAGUCUGCUCCUGCAAGAAAGGAAGAUGGAACGUCAUUGCACAUUGCAAGAACACUGAGAAAAAAACAUUUCCAAUCUGACAAGGAUCAGAAUACAGACACUACAGGCGAAGAAUGCAAAAUUACAACUGAACAGCAUGAUACAGAGGAUGUUGCCUUGAAACCUAGAGAGGAUAAAGAGCCAAUAACCAUAAGUCACAAUCUGGAAUGUAAAAAGCAAAGAACUGAUCUGACUGUACCAGCAGUGGAGGAAAAAGUUUCCAGAGUGAAUAUGUCUCAGGAAGAACACUUGGCACUUGCACUUUCCCAGAAUUCAGCUGGAAGAUAUGUUCCUGUCUUUCCAAAGCCAAAAAAUCGACUUAUUCAAUGUGACUCUUCGAAGAAUGUUAUGGUGAAACCAAAUAAAGAGAGUGCCAAUGUCAGUAAAACGGAAGGCGACGACAGUUCUCAUAACCUGGUUCUUGAGAGUUCAGGAUUCUGCUUGGCUGCCACCGAACAGCAAGUGCAGGCUUCACAACAGCCUUCAGAGCAGAUUGCCCUUAACUCAAGUCAUCUAGUUUCUAAUGUGUCAGAGAAAGAGCAGCAGGAGACUCGAGUAGAUGAGGACUGCAUUCACCAAGGAAGUAAGAGCAGUGUGUCACUUUCAAGAAUGCAAGAGGGAACAGACUUUGUAGACCAUGCAAUAGAAGGGUUGACAUGCUACUCAGACUCCAUGAAUUCUGCUGUAACUGAAGUAAGGCAGGAAAGCAGCCAACUUCAUGAAAUGGUUGUGCUUUGCAGCACUCCAAUCCCAGUUGCUCCCAGUACAGCAUUUGAGCAACCACUAACUCAAUCGCAACACAGAACACUGAAUUUAAGCAGCUCUUUCUCUAAGAGUGAGCGAUUGCACCAUUCUUUAUACCAGGAAAUAAAUGACAAAGGGCUAGUCACGCAUGAGGAAUUGGCAAUAUCCCAAAAUGAACAAACCACAAGCACUAUAGCAAUCAAUAACACUGACCAGAAUGUAGAAAGCAGAAUUCAUACUCCAGAAGUGUUAAGGAAUUUCAGCUAUGGAGAGAAGAUCCAUAAUGUAGUCUGUGAAGGGAUAGAUGUUAACAAACAGGAAGCGUUUACCCGAAUGACUCUGGUCACAGAUCCAUUUGCACAGAGUGAUUUGAAAGAGACAACUUGUUCACGACCUGCUGACCUGUCACUUGAUACUAAUGCUGAAAAUCAGCUGGAAACCUUCAGCUCAAGUUCUCAGGCUAAUAUAAUUGAUGAACAUCAAAAUGUCAAUGAGAAACUGCCAAUGUCACCCAGAUCAGUGAGAAAUUUUGUCUCGAAAAACUAUGAUGAUUACCAAAAGGACUCUAAUGGUAAUUGGUCUGACGUGAAUGUCUCUGGUCACUCUGUUACUGAGAUGACUGACAAUAUAAUUCUCCCCAAAGAUUCAGUUGAUCAAGAUGUUAAAAGUAAAUAUGUUUCAGAAAUUGAAAGGAUACAUCCUGGUGACCAAACAGAAAAUGACAUGGCAACAAACCAUAAAUAUCAGAAGAUCAUCCUGGAAUCUUAUGAAACUUUUCAUGGUUGUGGGGGUAUUGAGGGGUGUAAUUCUGUAAAUUGUGGUAAUGCUAGUGAAGAAACAAAGCUGCUUAUCCAGGAAACAUUAAGUGAAAAUCAAGGCAAAGGUGCUAUAUCAACUCACUAUGCAGAGCAGAAAUGUAAUUCCUUUGCACAAUGUCAAGGCAGUGUAGGAGAACAAUGCAUUGGACACAGUCAAUCACAAUUUUUAGAAACUCAGUUAGCUGACUCAAUACUCGAUUGCUCACAAACUGACAUGUCGAAGAGCCUUGUGGAUUUUAAGGUGUGUACAAGAAAUUGCCUUAGUUCUGAGCCAGAACACCUGGAAAGUGACAACACUGUUCCACAACAGCUGGGUACAAAUAUCACCCCUUUGCAAGCAGCUAUCUGUCCAGCAAAGAAUGAAGAAAUUAUUCCUGAUAAUGAAAUAAAUCAUCAUCAGAUACAUUUUAGUAAUGGAAACGAUACGGAGAUCACCAAAGAACAAAUAGUGAGUAAAAUAUCAUUGGCCACUACUGAAGGAAUAAUAUAUAAUACAUUGUCAUCAUUUGAUAAACUGGGUUUCCAGACUAGAAUCCACGUGAGCGGCAUUAAAGAUCCAGCCAAGGUAGAUUUAAGUAGAAGAGAAAUUAACCAUGACGUUGUUGUUAAACAAAGGAAUGAGGAUGUUAUUGCAUCUUUACAGUUACCUGGCAGUGGAAUUGAAAAAGAUGCUACUAAGUGUCAUCAAAAAGGAAAAGUAAAGAAACAGAUUCAAGACGAAGGAAAUAUGGAAUGUGGGGGUGGGACCAACUAUAGUGAUGGAGAAUCCAGUGUAGAAGAACACAUGCUUCCAUCUUUAAUGGGCCAACUUAAGGAAGAAGAAAGUUUAGUUAAAUAUGGUACUUCUGAUCAGAUAGUUUAUUCUGUGGAAGAGAUGGAUUUGCAACUGGGUUAUGACUUUGCAACUGGAGACAAGAACACAGUACCCAGAAGUCCAAAUCUAACAACCAUUUCAGUAGUUUCCUCUCAGUACAAAUCUGAGGAUGUCACAGCAAGGCACAGAGGACCAACUUCAAAUGUUGAAACAGCAAAAGCUUCUGUUCAUACAAGAAUAAAUGCAGAAACCGGUCACAGGAUAAAUAAUGUUAAUGAAUGUAAGGGUUACGGUUCACCUCUGGUGAAUGAGAGAUCCUCCAGUAAGACUCAGGAGAGGAUUAAUGCUCAACAUGCAUCAACAUUUUGGACUGAGAACCAAAAGGACAAAAGUGAGCAAAAUCCAUGGUCCGGUACAAAUUGUAAGAUGACGCACUCUAUAUACAUUGACCUUUGUGGAGGUGCAGCGUAUUACUCCACAUUUGCGCUUUACUCUUUGUUAGGCUUGACCGAUUUGUGUGAACAGGCGUUCAGCGUCAUGAACAUCAACAAAGCCAGCCACAGAUCCAAGUUAACUGACCAACACCUCAGAUCCAUCCUGAGAAUCGCCACAACAAAACUAAAUCCAGACUUUGAUGCGCUGGCUAAAAAGGGAGACCAACAACACUGUUCCCACUGAAAUUAAAAAUAAGUUUCUUCGUUGUGUUAUGUAAAAAAUGCAUUUGAAAAUAUUUUUUUCAAUAAGCCUUACAUGUUACAUGUCAUUUCUGUUAAGUGAUGGACAUGAGUAGUGCGCAGGUGCACGUACGUUCUCAAAAUAAAAAAUGCGCUCCAGAUCAAAUAACGCGCUCCGCAUACU
This is a messenger RNA of Hypanus sabinus (Atlantic stingray), 3528 nucleotides long. RefSeq lists its product as uncharacterized. The transcript is spliced from 8 exons. The record is from RefSeq and is a predicted model, not a curated record. NCBI's taxonomy places the organism in Eukaryota, Metazoa, Chordata, Chondrichthyes, Myliobatiformes, Dasyatidae. The coding region runs from base 88 to 3348 and encodes 1086 amino acids.